Molecule: messenger RNA, 1003 nt
Organism: Sardina pilchardus (European sardine)
Lineage: Eukaryota; Metazoa; Chordata; Actinopteri; Clupeiformes; Clupeidae
Product: collagen alpha-1(V) chain-like
Exons: 8
Coding region: 410-847 (145 amino acids)
Source: RefSeq, a predicted model, not a curated record
AAAAUAACGUCAAAUAUUAAUAUAAUGUUAUAACAGUGGAGAUAACAAGGAGCUGAAGAGCAAUCUCUGGUGGACACUAUUGGGGUCCCUGGACCCCAGGUUGGGAACCACUGAUGUAGGAUACACUCUGCAGCUUUUAUUCAUGUCAUUCAGCAACCCAAUUUACUUCAGCAACUUCUGGCAUAUUUCUUUAGAAUUCUUCGUCCCCUAUUGUAGAAUUUUAUGUGUCAAAUUAAAAACGUUACAUUGGUAUGCAUGCACAGAGUGCAUACACAGUCUUUAAAACAUCAUCAAAUAAUGGGCGCGCUGACAAAGCCAUCUAUCUAUGAGCCGUUACUUGAGAGGAAGUAGUUAUUGAAGUGACAGACUGCUCAGUUAUUUCAGUUGCACUUGAAGCAGAAGAGAAAACAUGGACAGACCCGAGCACGUUAAGUUAGCAUUGCUGAUAUUAGCAGCAGCACUUCUCUUGGUUAAUGGCCGUCCAGAUCCAGAGAGUCAUGCUGAACUGAUAUCUGAAUUUGAUCCAUCUGUGGAGGUUGUAAUGGGUCCCCCUGGACCAAUAGGACCUCAAGGGGCUCCGGGACCUGUAGGACCCCCUGGGCUUCCUGGACCUGGUGGACCUCGAGGAUUGCCAGGCCCUGUUGGGCCUCCAGGGCCUCCUGGACCUGAGCGGAUCCAAUACCUCUGCCACCCUCCUUUCGCUAAACUAGGACCUCAUGAUGAUGUUUUUGGACAUUAUCCAGUCAAUUAUCCUAAUGAUCCUGAAUUCGCUGGGGACCAGGAAUCACCUGACCUUUACAGAUCUCAUAAUCCUAAUGAUGAGACACCAGGGCAGGAGGAAGAGUAAGUUGAACACAGAUGACUUCAUCUCACCAAACAAGACACCAUCAGUUACAGCUGGCAGAGUACAAUUAAAACAUUGUGGAACUCAUGAAAGUUGACGAAACAUAAGGCAUCAUAUACUUUAUGUGUUAACUAUUGAACAAAUAUAUUAAAGACACUC